Messenger RNA from Argiope bruennichi, 2920 nucleotides. RefSeq names its product hemicentin-1-like. Gene Ontology annotation, molecular function: protein binding. NCBI's taxonomy places the organism in Eukaryota, Metazoa, Arthropoda, Arachnida, Araneae, Araneidae. The coding region runs from base 244 to 2631 and encodes 795 amino acids. The transcript is spliced from 15 exons. The record is from RefSeq and is a predicted model, not a curated record.
ACUCGUUCGGGACUUCAAAGCUAGAAAGGAUAGUUUCCUUUGCUAACUACUACUACUAAUUACAUAACUCUUUCGUGUUUCUUGUGUUUGAAUUUUUUUUUCUUCAACUUGCCAUAUUUUCUUCUUCAAAACUGAAAAGGACAUUAGUUCUCAAAAAGAAUUUUUACAAACUUUAAUAAAUUUUAAAAAGUAUUUGGAAGAACUUUUUUUUUUCGCUGAAGGAAAGAAAAUGACAUCGUUGUAAUGGAAAAGUGGAAAUCGGAGAAAGUAUCUAGCAGGAACUGCAUCGGAAUGUUUUUAUUGUUGAUUUUCAUGUCUACUGGAUGGGAUGUUUGCUUCGCUACAGCUAAAGCAGGCAUUCCUGGAAUAAAGAUAAAACCUGUCAACAGUUUAGAUGAUACAACAGAAUAUCCAGAGAUUCAAGCUGUCAUUGGGUCCACCGUCUCCCUGCCUUGCAACCUGAGCCCCCCAUCGAACGAUGACGUAAUCUCUUUAGUUUUGUGGUACAGAUUGGACUUGCCUAAUCCCAUUUAUACCCUGGACUCCCGCAGCGCACCGUCGGCAGACAUGGCAAAACAUUUCUCCAGUAAAGUUCUGGGUUCGAGAGCUUAUUUCAAUGUGAGUCGAAGAAGCCUGGCUCAUCUCAAGAUUGAUCCAGUCGAAGAAGACGAUGCCGGAGAGUACAGAUGUAGAGUUGACUUUAAGCGAGGAAGAACUAUGAGUAGACUGGUCAAACUGAAUGUGAUAGUUCCUGUGAAGAAAGUGAGCGUCCGAGGACGUGACAAUGGAACCUAUUCUGGAUUAAUUGGCCCUUUCACUGAAGGAGACAGUUUGGUACUGAUUUGUGAAGCCAGAGGAGGAUUUCCGAGACCCACCGUAACAUGGCACAGAGGAACGAGACUACUGCAAGGAUCCGUCUCAGUGGACGAUCAUGGUGUUGUUAGAAAUGAGUUGUAUUUUAAUCGACUGAGAAGAGAAGAUCUACUAAUAGUGCUCACCUGUAGAGCUUCUAAUAACAACGUGUCCGCGCCUGUUUAUGCUACAGUUUCUUUGGAUUUGAAUCUGAAACCACAAAGUGUCCAAAUUACCACUGUCCCUACUGUACUGAAAGCGGGUCAACGGGUGGAAGUCAACUGCCAGAGCGAGGGAUCCAGACCACCUGCCAGAAUAUCAUGGACCAAAGGAUCUGAGAGGGUGGACCACCUGGCGAUCCAGAACACGUUCGGAAGCAUCUCUGUCAGCACCCUGAGUUUCGUCGCUAGUGGGGAUGACAACGGUAAAAAGUUGACCUGCGAAGCUCAAAACCCAAAACUUCCAGAAAGUGCCUUACGCGAUAGUUGGACUCUUAAUGUGUUAUAUCCUCCUCAACUGUCUCUUGUGUUUGGUGCAAGCGUACAGUACGAACAUAUCCGUGAAGGUAGUGAUGUCUAUUUCGAAUGCAACAUUCAAGCCAACCCCCCAGUCAGCGAAGUUAAGUGGUUGUUUAACUCGAAAAACCUUAUUCAUGAUUCGCUAAGAGGGACCAUCGUGAGGAAUCAUUCGCUGCUGCUCCACAAUGUGGGUCGACGUAACCGAGGGACCUACCAGUGCCUCGCAUCCAAUGCUCAGGGUAGAGGACGAAGCGAAGAAGUGGUUCUUAGGGUGCAGUAUUCACCUAUAUGCAGUGAAAGACAGCGAAGAAAUUAUGGUGUUGCCAAAAACGAAGAGGUAAAUGUGCUGUGUUCAGUUGACUCAGAUCCUCAGGAAGUAGUCUUCAAGUGGGUGUUUAAUAGCAGUCUGUCCGAGACGACGGACGUGUUUUCUUUCGUGAAUAAUGGAACGGGCAAAAGUGUUGCCAAGUUCACUCCCAAGGCCAAAACAGAUUAUGGUGCUCUUUACUGCUUUGCAAGAAAUGAAGUUGGCAACAUGCGAGACCCUUGUAUCUUCAAUAUUGUACCUACAGGACCUCCAGAACCACUUCAAAACUGCACCAUCACCAACCAGUCUUUCAGCUCCCUUUCCCUGUCCUGCGACAUCGGUGAUGACGGCGGCAGCAAGCAGUCUUUUCACCUUGAAAUCUACAGUAUGAGAAGGGAGCAGCUCCUGGCAAACGUAACAUCGCACGAUAAUCCCAGCUUCAUCGUCAGGGGGCUUCCUGCGGGCACUUCUUUCAUCGUGGUGGUGUAUUCUUCCAAUGCCAAGGGAAGGAGUACUUCAGUCGCAUUAACGGCGUCGACGUUAUUUUCUGCUGAAAGGCAAACAGAAGAUGAGAACAAAAGCGUCGUCAGUGCAGUGCUUUUGGUCUCUCUGGCUGCUUUAGGAACCUUAGCUCUCCUUGCCGUGGCGGCGGUGGUAGCAGUAGUCAAAAACAAAUCAAGAAGCUCUUCCAACGAGGUUGCCACAACUGGCCAGGAGAUGGUUGAAAAAAACCCGAAACCAUCGAAACCUGCAUUUGAAGAUGGCAACCCCUACGUAUAUCAUACACGGGAAGUCACCACAGAUUACGUUCACUUGACUCCUAAAUCUGCAUCCGAGUGCAUAUACGAAAGACUGAUGGACGGCAAACCCUCUUCAUACGAGACUGUACUCUGCAGGUCCCAUGUUUUGAAUGAAGAGGGCAUAGAAGUCAUUAUUCCUGUCAUAGAACGGUGACGGUCCCAGACAGUCUAAGACUUUCAACUUCCAUCAUCAUCAUCUGAAGACGGUUUCCCCUGUAUUGACGUUUCUAACAGAUCUCCUCACAGAUGAAGACAAGUGCUUUUCGCAUGUCAUAUUCAUGUUUCGCCAACGAGAGAAGAGUGCAUGCUGGGAGUUUGUGUAAGACAGGUUGUAAAGAAAAGAAUUGUAACUCGACGGCAAGUGUUCAGUGAUUCAAGUACAUCUUUAAAGCAUUGUCUUCUCUGUACCUAUGUUCAAGAUAUCUAUUUUUGUAACAAUCGAG